GUGGCCUUUUUUGCGCCUUCCGGAAGAAACUUUGCUCCCCCUGCUUUUGAUUGCUCUUGAGGUAGGGGAUUUCAGGUUUGGAGGGAUGAUAAGCGAUCCUGCAGCCCUUUCACUUCAGGUAAUGGUGUGGCCGAGGACAGGGACCCGCGGCCCGGAGGCAGCCCUUCGUUCUCUGUUCUGGGUCAGGUACUCCUCAAGCCGUCGCCGAAAUCCCCGUUCUUCCGUGAAUUGGCCAGAGACUGCUGCUGCUUUGAAACGUACUCUAGAAGCCCUGAUGGACAGAGGGGCAGUAGUGAGGAACCUGGAGAACCUGGGCGAACGGGCGCUUCCUUACAAGAUGUCCUCGCAUAGUCAGCAGCACACCCGAGGAGGGUAUUUCUUGGUGGAUUUUUAUACACCAACAACAACUGUUGACGGCAUAAUGGAGUAUCUGUCUCGAGACACUGAUGUGAUUAGACCGAAUAUUGUAAAACACCCUCUGACUCAGGAAGUGAAAAAGUGUGAAGGGAUCGUCCCAGUCCCACUUGAAGAGAAGCUGUAUUCCACGAAGAGGAGGAAGUGAGAAGAUUCGCCAGAUCUUAGCCUUAUAUUUAAUUCUCUUACUUUUGAGCACCGUGGAUUAAUAAUUUACAAGCUUGACCUUUAUAUAAGAGGGUGCUGCAGGUGCCACUUGAUUUUUCUGAGAUAUUUUUAGCUCUUGAUCCUCGUUGCUGUGGGAAGUAGGGGCAUGGCUUGCUUAGAGCCUCUUUGUGAUAUGUGGUCCCCGCAAGGCUUCCUCGAUUCUGUUUCCUGAAUGUAAUUUGUCAGGACUUUUGUCCUGCAACAACACUAACACUAUUUUGAAGAGCAAAGCUUAUAAAAACUGCCUUGGGUUGCAAGCUAGUCAUUCAGACUGUAUACAACCAUGCAAAAUAAAAUUUUAAGACCAUCGUA
Messenger RNA from Vicugna pacos (alpaca), 933 nucleotides. The record is from RefSeq and is a predicted model, not a curated record. Lineage: Eukaryota; Metazoa; Chordata; Mammalia; Artiodactyla; Camelidae.